CUCAAAAGGCAAGAAAGCAAGACCGUCCUGAGGAGGUCAACUGAGAUGUAAGUGAGAAUUUUCGAGGAGCCCGUUUCAUUUUUUUCUUGGCAUGGCGAAAACAAGAUGCUGAGCGAUGGCGUCACUUUUUUUGACCGCCGUUAAAACUGCGAGCACGUUCGGCGUCGGACGCGUCACCCUCAUCCCGUUCCUCUUGGCGUCGCUCGCCUACUUCCGGUACGACCUCUACGAUCCGGAAUCGCAGCCGGUGUCCGUUGCGCGCGUCGACUCCGAGUACGACUUCGUCGUAGUCGGCGCGGGUAGCGCGGGGUCGGUCGUCGCGAAUCGGCUGACCGAAGUUCCGUCCUGGAAGGUGCUGCUCAUCGAGGCCGGCGGACCGGAAACGGAACUGACGGACGUGCCGAUUUUCAGCUUGUAUCUGCACAGGAGCAAAGUUGACUGGGGAUACAGGACGCAGCCACAAAGUUCGGCAUGUCAGGCGAUGGUUGAUCAGCGAUGCAACUGGGUUCGUGGAAAGGUUUUGGGCGGUUCCAGUGUCCUCAAUACGAUGUUAUACGUACGCGGCAACCGACGCGACUUCGAUCGCUGGCGAGAUUUGGGCAACGAAGGUUGGGGUUACGAUGACGUCCUCCCGUACUUCCUCAAAAGUGAAGAUCAACGCAAUCCGUAUCUGGCCCGCAACAAAAAGUACCACGCGACCGGUGGGUACCAGACGAUCCAGGAGUCCCCCUACAACACCCCGCUGGGGAUAGCCUUCCUGCAGGCCGGUCAGGAGAUGGGAUACGACAUUCGGGACAUCAACGGCGAACAGCAGACGGGUUUCGCCCUGUUUCAAUUCACGAUGCGUAGAGGGACGAGGUGUAGCGCGGCGAAGGCGUUCCUGCGUCCGGUGAGAUUGCGUCCCAACCUCCACAUUUCGAUGUGGACGCACGCGACGAAGGUGCUGAUUGAUCCGGACACGAAGCGCGCCUACGGGGUCCAAUUCAUAAAGCACGGCCUGCUGCAGACGGUCAUGGCGAAGAGGGAGGUGAUACUUUCGGCCGGCGCGAUCAACACCCCCCAGCUGCUGAUGUUGAGCGGCGUCGGGCCCGCUGAUCACCUGGAGGACAUGGGCAUACCCGUCCUGCACGAUUCACCAGGAGUCGGCAAGAACGUGCAGGACCACAUCGCCGCCGGUGGAAUUACGUUCCUCAUCAACAAGCCUGUCGCCAUCCUCACCCAUCGCAUAUCGAACAUCAACACCGCGCUGAGGUACGCCAUCUUCGGCGACGGACCUUUGACGUCGAGCGUAGGCAUCGAGACCGUCGGCUUCAUUUCGACCAAGUACGCGAACCGUUCCGAUGACUGGCCGGAUAUGGAGUUCAUGAUCUUGAGCACCUCCACGAACCAAGACAGCGGCACCCAGGUGAAGCGCGCCCACGGGCUCUCCGACGAGUUCUACGACGCCGUCUUCAAGAGCAUCAACGCCAAGGACGUCUUCAGCAUCUUCCCGAUGAUGCUGCGCCCCAAAAGCACGGGGGUCAUCAAAUUGCAAUCGAAAAAUCCCCUGCGCUACCCUCUGAUGUAUCACAACUACCUCACGGAUCCGCACGAUGUCGCCGUCCUGCGCGAGGGAAUCAAGGCCAGUAUAGCCUUCGGCCAAACCACCGCGAUGAAAAGGUUCGGCUCCACGUUCCACAGCGUCCCCUAUCCCAACUGCAAGCACCUUCCUCUCUUCACCGACGAGUACUGGGACUGCGCGGUUCGCCAGUACACCCUCACCAUCUACCACUACUCGUGCAGCGCGAAAAUGGGACCCAAAACCGACCCCCUCGCCGUGGUCGACCCCAAGCUGAGGGUUUACGGAGUGUCCGGCCUGCGAAUCGUAGACGCCUCGAUUAUGCCGUACAUCACAAGCGGCAACAUCAACGCUCCCGUUUUGAUGAUCGGAGAGAAAGGCUCGGACUUGAUCAAAGAGUACUGGUUGGGGUACUCACUGGGAAAAAGUGCGCGUAGUGCAACCACCAGUUGUAAUAAUAGUACUGAUUUUUGUAAUUAUAGACUAGGAUAAUUGAUAAUUCUAAUAACCAAAGAGGAGUCGCGAACCGUUGAUACACCUACUAAUUGCUCACUAGUGUUAGUGAUAGGAACAUUUUGUAUAUAUUUGCCUGUAUGUACUUAUUUAUUUACUAGGUAAUAGCCGAUAAUGUGAUGAAUUUUUAAAUACCA
Photinus pyralis (common eastern firefly) is the source of this 2208-nucleotide messenger RNA. Its product is annotated as glucose dehydrogenase [FAD, quinone]-like. NCBI's taxonomy places the organism in Eukaryota, Metazoa, Arthropoda, Insecta, Coleoptera, Lampyridae. Gene Ontology annotation, molecular function: oxidoreductase activity, acting on CH-OH group of donors; flavin adenine dinucleotide binding. The record is from RefSeq and is a predicted model, not a curated record. Bases 116 to 2050 code for a protein of 644 amino acids. The transcript is spliced from 2 exons.